This is a messenger RNA of Pogonomyrmex barbatus (red harvester ant), 4844 nucleotides long. It is a transcript of the gene Frl, whose product is annotated as formin-like protein. Gene Ontology annotation, cellular component: cytosol. Gene Ontology annotation, biological process: cortical actin cytoskeleton organization; cell migration; regulation of cell shape. Lineage: Eukaryota; Metazoa; Arthropoda; Insecta; Hymenoptera; Formicidae. The record is from RefSeq and is a predicted model, not a curated record. Gene Ontology annotation, molecular function: small GTPase binding; actin filament binding.
AUGGGUCUCAUACAGAGCCGCAGCGAUGAGAAUGAUGGUGUACGCGAAAUUUUCGUGGGUAAUGUCAAGGCCAGUGUACCUCAUCACUCGUGUCAAUCCAACUUGGGCAUGGGUAGCCUGGGCGGACCUCACACGCGUAGCGGAAGCAUGCGUAGCGUACCAAGACAACCGAUGCCGGACGCCGUCGAGCUCGAGAGGCGCUUUACCAAAGUACUGGCGUCUAUGGACUUACCUCCAGAUAAAGCAAAACUCUUGAAGCAAUAUGAUAACGAAAAAAAAUGGGAUAUUAUAUGCGAUCAAGAAAGAGUACAAGCUAAAGACCCACCGUCCCAUUAUCUAGCGAAGUUACGCACUUAUCUGGAUCCCACGGCAUCACGAAGCCAUCGAUCGUAUCGUUUCCUUAUGUUCUUCCAGAAAAGAAAAAUGGUCGGAGAAUCUACAUCAACACAAGUAUUACGAGACUUGGAGAUAUCCUUACGCACAAAUCACAUCGAAUGGGUGAGAGAGUUCUUGGACGAAGAAAAUCAAGGCUUGGAUGCUUUGAUAGACUAUCUCAGCUUCAGAUUAUUAAUGAUGCGGCAUGAACAGAGGCUCUUAGAAUGUCACACAAGUUCGGAGGAAAAACUACAAACUACGGGUACCGGCGAUAUGUCAACAUUAAACAACGGAUGCCUAAGACCGUCUCUUCAUGAACUUAAAGAUAGUCCUGGAGUUAAAAGAAGAUCUCGACAUGUAGCACGUUUAAAUAUGGGUGAAGCAAAGGAUGAUAUUCAUGUUUGUAUACUAUGCAUGCGUGCCAUCAUGAAUAAUAAGUAUGGAUUCAACAUGGUUAUUCAACAUAGAGAAGCUAUCAACUGCAUUGCAUUAAGUUUAAUCCAUAAGAGUCUGAGAACGAAAGCUUUGGUAUUGGAACUUCUCGCUGCAAUCUGCCUAGUAAAAGGUGGUCAUGAGAUUAUUUUAUCAGCGUUCGAUAACUUCAAAGAAAUCUGCUCCGAAAGAAGAAGAUUUACGACACUUAUGGCAUAUUUUACGCAAUACGAUAGCUUCCAUAUAGAAUUUAUGGUUGCUUGUAUGCAAUUUGUCAAUAUUGUCGUACAUUCGGUCGAGGAUAUGAAUUUCAGAGUCCAUCUACAGUACGAAUUUACGAAACUUGGAUUAGAUGAAUAUCUUGAGAAGCUUAGACACACAGAAAGCGAAGAUUUGCAGGUACAAAUCUCAGCUUAUUUAGAUAACGUAUUUGAUGUAGCUGCCUUAAUGGAGGAUAGUGAGACAAAGACUGCAGCAUUGGAAAAAGUAGCAGAAUUAGAAGAUGAACUUGGUCAUGCGCAUGAUCGUAUGGCAGAAUUAGAAAGAGAAUCAUUGGCGAAAUUGGCGGAACUGGAAACGGAAUUGGGUGCGAUCAAAGUGGAAUAUAGCGAGGCAUUGGAAGCACGUAGAUUAGUAGAAGAAGAACUUGCAGCCUUGAAGAGACAGAGACAGGAUUCUGCGCGAAGGCAGAGCGUCCUGGAAAAUAAAAUCAUUGAGCUUGAAACUCUCACGGGAACACUUACAAAAGGCUCAUCAGCUGCUAGUGUACGAAAUGGUACCACGACCAGUAAUUCAGAUAGCAUUACAUCCGAAACAUUUACUCCGACAUCAUCGCCGACGGAAUAUCAAGCACUUCCAGCGACUCCUGCGCCACCACCUCCACCUCCACCACCGUGUCCACCGCCUCCUCCUAUGGCGCCGCUUUCUCCAGAAGAUCAUAAGUUACCACCGCCUGCCCCGAUACCUCCACCACCUGCUGGCAUGAUGCAAGCACCCAAUGGAGCAAUGACUAUUAAACGAAAAGUCCAAACAAAAUAUAAACUUCCUACACUUAAUUGGAUUGCUCUAAAACCUAAUCAAGUGAGAGGUACUAUUUUCAAUGAAUUGGAUGACGAUCGUCUGCACAAUCAAAUCGACUUCUCUGACUUUGAAGAACGAUUUAAGAUUGGUAUGAGUGGACAUGUAAGCAAUGGUAAUAGUGAAAUCGAUGGACUUCAAAGUUUCCCUAGUAAACGAUUUAAGAAACCCGAAAAUGUCUCACUUUUGGAACAUACAAGAUUGCGAAACAUUGCUAUAUCGCGCCGAAAAAUGGAAAUGCCAGUUGAGAAAGUAAUAAUGGCAGUAAAUGCUCUUGACUUGAAAAUUCUUUCACUUGAAAAUGUCGAAUUAUUGCAACGUAUGGUACCUACAGAUCAAGAAAUCAAGGCUUAUCGCGAAUAUAUUAUAGAAAAGAAAAAUGUUAACUUGUUAACAGAAGAAGAUAAAUUUUUGAUGCAACUCGGUAAAGUUGAAAGGAUAUCCACCAAGUUGUCAAUUAUGAACUACAUAGGAAACUUUUUCGACAAUUUACAUCUCAUUACGCCACAAAUACACGCUGUGAUAUCUGCAUCCAGUUCAGUUAAGAGUUCAAAGAAAUUAAGAUCAGUAUUAGAAAUUAUUCUUGCUUUUGGUAAUUACUUAAACAGUAGCAAACGAGGUCCCGCAUACGGCUUUAAAUUACAAAGUUUAGAUACAUUAUUAGAUACGAAAUCGACUGAUAAAAGGAUGUGCCUUUUACAUUAUAUUGUUGCUACGAUACGAGUUAAGUUUCCAGAACUCAUUAAUUUUGAAUCUGAAUUGAUGUACAUUGACAAAGCUGCAACAGUUUCACUAGAAAAUAUUACGACUGAUGUUCAUGAACUAGAAAAAGGUAUGGAUCUUGUACGAAAGGAAUUUGAAUUGCGUGGUAAAGAAAAGCACAAUACGGUAUUGCGUGACUUUUUGAAUAAUUCUGAAGAAAAAUUACGUCGUUUGAAACUUGAUGCACGUACCGCCAGUGAAGCAUUCCGAGAAUGUGUUGAAUUCUUUGGAGAAAGUCCGAGACAAGCUGAUGCCAAUACCUUUUUCUCCCUCCUUGUUAGAUUCGCGAGAGCAUUUAAGGCAGCGGAUCAAGAAAAUGAACAGCGUCGUAGAUUAGAAGCUGCAGCAGCAGAAGCUUUAAAUACUUCCGAAGAAGUUAUAAAACGUAAUAAAUUAAAUCAGAAGAAACAACAGUCAUCGAAAUUUUGCUGUAACUCGAACAAGAGUUUGUUACACCGCCACCUUAAUGAACUGGAACUCAGAACAUAACAAUGUAGAAACAAUUCACACCAUGAUGCUGUCAUAAACGAACUGAAGAAUAAAACACGAUUAGUACAAGAGAAGAAAUUAUUGCAACAGGAUGAAGUAUACAAUGGUGCCCUAGAGGAUAUUCUUCUUGGUCUCAGAUCUGAACCAUAUCGCAGAGCAGAUGCAGUAAGACGUAGUCAACGUCGGCGUAUCGAUAAUCAUAGACUGUCGCGCACUGCCGAAGAAUUUGAACUCUAAUUUAUUUGCAUUGCCGAUUCAUACGUAUCUCAUGACAAUUCUAUUCUAAGGAACAAAUUUGCCUUGCAAUAUUAAAACUUUAUUAUACUUUAGCUUUAUAUAAUAAUAACGAGAAUACGGCAGAAAAUACCAAUGAUUUAAGAACACUGUUGAAAAUAUUAACAGUGUGCACAAAUGAAUAACGACUUGUAUAUUCUCUUAAUUUGUAAAAGCAUUUUACUUGUACAUUUUGUUAUGGGAUAAAUCUGAAAUUAAGCGACAAUACGUAAUUCUAUACGCUUUUGUUCUUGAAUGACAUUAGUGGUGCUAAGUUCAAAUAAUGAAAUUUACAUGAUUUUAAAAUGUACAUUUUUCAGAUAUAGUAUUUACAAUGAGGCAAUAAGUAAAAAACGCGCAAUAUUGAGAUAAGUAUGAAUAUAUGAUGAUCUUUCUAUAAUUCAUAUAUGAAUCUCAUAAUUAAAAACAUCUGAAUUUGUUCCAAGUUAGCAUAAUAUUAUAUUAGUUAAAGCACGUGAUUGCAUCUCUAGAUAAUUCUUUUUACUAUUUCUUGACAUUUAUAGAAUUUGCUUAUAUUUCAAUUAUGUUAUUAUUUUUCUUUCAUUUUACUUCGACAUUUAUGUAAACACGUAAAACCAAUUAAAUUUACUUGUUGUUGUUUGUUAUAUGUCAAAAUAUUUAUAAUUUUUAUAUCAACUUAUUGUCUCUAUAUAUAAUUAAAUUAAUUGUUUAUACAUUAUAUCUUGUAAUUGCUUAAUAUCAAAUAGACAAGAUUAUAUAACUCUUAACGUAAGUUUGCGUGUAAAAUUAGUUCACAUCAAUCACAGGAUAGGUUAAGUUUUAAUAAAUCUGUGACAUGCAUUUGUGACAUUCCAACAAUAUAUAACAAGUUGAGGAAACUUGCUAUGUGGAAUUCACAUGUUCUACCAGUUUAAAAGUCAAUGUAAGAUUUAAAAUAAAUAUUUAUACUUUCAUAUUACAAAUUGCAAAAGUGUAGUUUUACACUAAGGUAAAACCAGAAUCAUACAUUAUAAAAGUAAUAGUUAACUACACGUGAUAUUUCUUACGAGCGAUAUAACACAUUAUAAUACAAACAAAAGUAAAAUCUAAGUUUUGUUUCAGACUUUUGAAAAAAAGAUUUCAAAAAUGACAUUGCAAUAUACUUGUUACAUUCCUUAAAAUUAUAUACGCACAUUUCUUUAUAAAUAUAUAAUACGUAAAUCUGUAAAAUUACACGAGAACAUUUGUACUUUGUCUAUACUUAUUGUAGUUUAACAAUUGACGUAUGUCAAGCUGAGAGGAAAAAUAAAAAUUAUACGAAUCUAAAGUUUGAAUACACAUCGAUUAUCGCUAUCAUUUGUUAAAAUUUUUAUUACCAAAAUGUAUAGGAAAAAACUAGUAGUUCUAUAAGCUUUUUCCUAAUUGAAAACAUAUCGCAAACUUUUGAAAGAAUAAAGUUAUAUUUCUACUUUUGU